Molecule: messenger RNA, 2445 nt
Organism: Medicago truncatula (barrel medic)
Lineage: Eukaryota; Viridiplantae; Streptophyta; Magnoliopsida; Fabales; Fabaceae
Product: 3beta-hydroxysteroid-dehydrogenase/decarboxylase
Exons: 12
Coding region: 155-1843 (562 amino acids)
Biological process (GO): steroid biosynthetic process
Molecular function (GO): oxidoreductase activity, acting on the CH-OH group of donors, NAD or NADP as acceptor
Source: RefSeq, a predicted model, not a curated record
UUUAUCGAGCCUAUAAUCGCUGUAGCAAAUUCAGGAAUUGUGGUUCACUGCAGUCAGUCAGAAAACCAAUUGCUCUAAUCUGUUUCACUGUGUAAUUUUUUUGACAGCAGCGAAUCACAGUCCCUGUCCGCGACGGUUCCAUCACCAUUUGAUUAUGGCGGCGGCGGAGGAAGGGUGGUGUGUGGUCACCGGAGGACGAGGCUUUGCUGCUCGUCAUUUAGUCGAAAUGCUAAUCCAAUUGAACACCUACUGUGUCCGCAUCGCCGAUUUGGGAUCCACCAUUGAACUUGAACCCUCUGAGCAAUUAGGUCUUCUCGGUCAAGCUUUACACUCCGGUCGUGCUCAAUAUGUCUCCGUCGAUCUUCGCAACAAACCUCAACUCUUAAAAGCAUUUGAUGGAGUUGAGGUUGUUUUCCACAUGGCUGCUCCAAAUUCUUCUAUAAACAACUACCAGCUUCAUCAUUCCGUCAAUGUUGAAGGAACAAAGAAUGUUAUUGAUGCUUGUGUUGAGUUAAAAGUGAAGAGACUCAUUUACACUAGCUCUCCCAGUGUUGUUUUUGAUGGAAUUCAUGGAAUUCAUAACGGAAGUGAAUCGUUGCCUUAUCCACCUUCGCAUAAUGAUCAUUACUCAGCAACUAAAGCUGAGGGUGAGGGAUUGGUUAUUAAGGCUAACGGGACUAGUGGACUCCUGACAUGUUGCAUACGCCCUAGCAGCAUUUUUGGACCUGGUGAUAAACUGUUGGUGCCUUCAUUGGUUGAUGCUGCAAAGGCAGGGAAAUCCAAGUUCAUUGUUGGUGAUGGCAAUAACGUAUACGAUUUCACAUAUGUUGAAAAUGUGGCUCAUGCCCACAUAUGUGCUGAUCGAGCUCUAGCUUCAGAGGGAACCGUUUCAGAAAAAGCUGCAGGAGAGGCAUAUUUCAUCACGAAUAUGGAACCUAUAAAGUUUUGGGAGUUCAUGUCUCUAAUUUUGGAAGGUCUUGGAUAUCAAAGGCCAAGCAUAAAGAUCCCUGUCUUUGUUAUCAUGCCAAUUGCACAUUUGGUGGAGUGGAUAUAUAGGCUGCUUGGCCCAUAUGGAAUGAAGGUGCCUCAGCUGACCCCUUCAAGAAUAAGACUCACAUCUUGCACCAGAUCUUUUGAUUGCUCAAAAGCAAAGGACCGCCUUGACUAUGCACCCAUCAUACCUCUACAGGAGGGCAUACGGAGGACAAUCGAAUCAUAUCCACAUUUGAGGGCUGAAAAUCAACUUAAGUCUAAAAGAGAAGGUCCCUCCAAAGCUUCUGUAUAUCUUGGAAGUGGAAGAGUUGCUGACACGUUGCUUUGGAAGGAUAAAAAGCAAACUUUCACUACAUUGUUAGUCUUCAUAGCAAUAUAUGUCAACUUCAUUGCAUCUGAGAAUACCUUCAUUACUGCUCUUACAAAGCUUCUAUUAUACUCAUCGAUCGGUUUAUUCAUUCAUGGCAUUCUUCCUGCAAAAAUAUUGGGGUACACUGUUGAGAAAAUGCCCACAUCAUGGUUUCACUUAUCAGAAGAUAUUUCGAAUCAAAUUGCUUUCUCAGUUGCCUCAUCUUGGAAUUUUGCUGUGAAUGCAUUAAAAUCCCUUGCAGAAGGGAAUAGUUGGGUGAUGUUUUUCAAGGUUGUUUUCACUCUGCUCGUUCUUAGCUUCCUGGGAGCCUUUUCACUUAAGAACUUGUAUACUAUAGGACUCACCUUAGGAUUUACAGCUUUCUACGUUUAUGAAAAAAAGGAGGAAGACAUUGACGGCAUAUUUUUAAAAUCACAUACUUUUGGAUGCAAAUUGAUAUCUGAUCUUACCAAGAAGUUUGUUACUUCAAAGAUUGAUUGAUGGUUUUUUCUUCUUCUUCUUCUGGUUGGCACUAGAUUUUUCUUAGAUGAGCGGGCUGAUGCAUCUUCAUUUAAUCCACGUUAGAGUUCCCUGUAUCAUUGUACAAUUAUUGUAAUGUAAUUUGAUAUCCAGUAGAUGUUUUUUUGAGUUUUUGUAAUGUAAACUUGCUCGGAGUAGAGGUAUUUUUUUGCAGUGGAGCUUUUUGUUGACUAUGAAGCAGUGGUAAAGAGAGCCUAAAAUGUUGUGGGUUGGAGGUUAAUUGAUAAACACGGGAAGCUAUUUAGAUUGGGAGAUCAAAAUUUGUCACUCCUAUCGCGAAUUUAAUCGGUUUGCCGAUGCCCUUGCUUAUAUGGGACGUGAUUGGUGAUAAUCUUUGGCGGCCCUUUGAGUCAUGUUUGCUCAAAUCAGUCCUUUUUUUUUUUUUUAUGAUGUAUCUGAAGUUUCUACCAAAAAAAAUUGAUAUGGCAAACAUGUUUGCUCAAAUCAGUCCAUUGUUUUUUGCUGAUGUAUCUGAAGUUUCUACCAAAAAAAUUGAGUCGCAUGCAUCAAAACCUGUAACAUGACAUGGGUCAUAAUUCGUAACUUACUUUCAUAUUUCUUUA